UCCGGCGGACCCAACGUCAUUGGUAUCGUCAGUUCCUGCUGGUGGCGGUGUGGACGGUGGGGGUCCUGGCCGCCGGUUCUCUGCUUCUCCCCUUCCCCUACUUUCCUCCUUCCUCCCUCCCUCUCCCUCCUUCCGCGGCUGUCGGUCGCGGGUCGCAGGCUCCCCGACCCAUCCCUAACCUUUUCCUGGCCUCGGUGUCUCGGGAUUAGCCUCCUUUUCCCGUUUCCCGGGCCAUCGCCAGUGUCAGGGCGGGGGCCUUGAGAAGCCGGAGGCACUGCAUUUGAGAAGGAAAAGAACGAGGCAACCCCCGCUCCCCAUCUCGCUCCCUGGGUUCGUUGCCGCCAUGGCCAUGAGGCAGACUCCGCUCACCUGCUCCGGCCACACGCGGCCUGUGGUUGAUUUGGCCUUCAGUGGCAUCACGCCUUAUGGCUAUUUCCUAAUCAGCGCGUGCAAAGACGGUAAACCUAUGCUACGCCAGGGGGAUACAGGAGACUGGAUUGGAACUUUUUUGGGUCAUAAGGGUGCUGUUUGGGGUGCAACGUUGAAUAAGGAUGCCACCAAAGCAGCUACAGCCGCUGCAGAUUUCACAGCCAAAGUGUGGGAUGCUGUCUCAGGAGAUGAAUUGAUGACCCUGGCUCAUAAACACAUUGUCAAGUCUGUAGAUUUCACGCAGGAUAGUAAUUUGUUGUUAACUGGAGGACAGGAUAAACUGUUACGCAUAUAUGACUUGAACAAACCAGAAGCAGAACCGAAGGAAAUCAGCGGCCAUACUUCUGGUAUUAAAAAGGCUCUGUGGUGCAGUGAGGAUAAACAGAUUCUUUCAGCUGAUGAUAAAACUGUCCGCCUUUGGGAUCACGCUACAAUGACAGAAGUGAAGUCUCUAAAUUUUAAUAUGUCUGUUAGCAGUAUGGAAUAUAUUCCCGAGGGAGAGAUUUUGGUCAUAACCUAUGGACGAUCUAUUGCUUUUCAUAGUGCAGUAAGUUUGGAUCCAAUUAAAUCCUUUGAAGCUCCUGCAACCAUCAAUUCUGCAUCUCUUCAUCCUGAGAAAGAAUUUCUUGUUGCAGGUGGUGAAGAUUUUAAACUUUAUAAAUAUGAUUAUAAUAGUGGAGAAGAAUUAGAAUCCUACAAAGGACACUUUGGUCCCAUUCACUGUGUGAGGUUUAGUCCCGAUGGAGAGCUGUAUGCCAGUGGUUCUGAAGAUGGGACUUUGAGACUGUGGCAGACCGUGGUAGGAAAAACAUACGGCCUCUGGAAAUGUGUGCUUCCUGAAGAAGAUAGUGGUGAGCUGGCAAAGCCAAAGAUCAGUUUUCCAGAGACGACGGAAGAGGAGCUAGAAGAAAUUGCUUCAGAGAAUUCAGAUUCGAUCUAUAGCUCAACUCCUGAAGUGAAGGCCUGAGUAUCAUGUAUAUGCCACAAGUAGUAUACAUUUACAGACUAAAACAAGCAAGCAGAGAAAAGCAUCGGCCUUCUAGAGUGGUCUCUGCUUAAGACAAACAUGGAGCACUGAAUACUGAGGAACGUGGACUAGCUCCGGUGCAGGAAGUAACUUGGUGUUACCUGUAAGUGAAAUGCAGAGUAUCCGAUGAAGGCAGGUGGAGUUACGCUCUGGUGGUGUGAUGGCCUGUUGUCUUCGUCAUGAAUAUGUGCAAGCCAAUGUUCAGUUUCUCUUACUACAGUUAGAUUCUUGUAGCUGUUUAUGUUAUUACGGUGAAGAAAUAUAUUGGCCUAUUUUUCUGACUUUUCCCUUAAAACAGGAAGUCUUUUUUUUGCUCAUUAUAAAGAAGAGGGAAUACAUGAUAAAGUAACUAGUUUGAUCUCUUGUUCAUUGUACACUGCUUCUGAAUAUCUAAUUGUUUUUGUUGCCUAAAUAAAAUGCCUCUAAAACAAAACAGUGUUUCUUGGGGAAAUUAAUAAAUUUGAGUUUUGUAAAUGGAAAUCACCUACAUCGUAACUGUAUCAAAACAAUCUGAUUAAAGAAUCUGUAGUAAACA
Artibeus jamaicensis (Jamaican fruit-eating bat) is the source of this 1991-nucleotide messenger RNA. It is a transcript of the gene STRAP, whose product is annotated as serine/threonine kinase receptor associated protein. Gene Ontology annotation, biological process: spliceosomal snRNP assembly. Gene Ontology annotation, molecular function: RNA binding; protein binding. Bases 344 to 1396 code for a protein of 350 amino acids. The transcript has 10 exons. The record is from RefSeq and is a predicted model, not a curated record. Lineage: Eukaryota; Metazoa; Chordata; Mammalia; Chiroptera; Phyllostomidae. Gene Ontology annotation, cellular component: SMN complex.